AUUAGUGAUGCAAAUUGUUGUCUCAAAUUUCACUACAACAGAAAGGGAGCAAUAUUUGUUUAUGAGUGCUACAGGAAAAGUUUUCAUUCAGAACAAAGGAUAGAUCUCAAAAAUGCCCAGUAAACAACAAGAAAAUUAUACAAAGAAAUUUCAACUCGUGUCAGUGUAUUCUUGGAUCGGCUAUUUUAUUUGGAAUACAUGUCUUGGGGUGAUAGUGUUUUUACCAGAUCUUCUACCUUGUGAGCUAUAUGGAAAAAUGAGCAUUGACUUCUGCGAUUUUGCAAAAGAAUAUAACUAUGGCCUCAAGGUUUUGUUUGUAGCAGUUUGGGUCGUACAUUUUUUUGAAAGCUUGUUUUCAUUGAGAUUGAGCAGCAAAUUAGGAUGCAGUACCUUUGAUCAAGGAAAGUGGUUUGCUCAGACAAUGAUGAAUGGGUAUUUCUCACUUCACCUACUCCGAAAAAUGAAUGGCAUGAAAAAGAAACACGGAUAGCUGUUUGUUGAGGACGACACCUUUUUAAUGAUAAUAAUGACAUCUUUUCAAUGAUAAUAACGAUGAAAAUAAAGGAGCAAUUAAUUUUAAUGUAAUGAAAAUAAAAGCGACAGUGCUAUCAUGUUAAUGAUUAAUAAUUGAAACAGUA
Xenia sp. Carnegie-2017 is the source of this 638-nucleotide messenger RNA. RefSeq lists its product as uncharacterized. The transcript has 5 exons. The record is from RefSeq and is a predicted model, not a curated record. NCBI's taxonomy places the organism in Eukaryota, Metazoa, Cnidaria, Anthozoa, Malacalcyonacea, Xeniidae. The coding region runs from base 113 to 490 and encodes 125 amino acids.